AGAUACACCGCGGGACAAUCUGAAUGCCAGCCCUGGCGGCUGAAGCCUCGCUGUACGGUCACGUCACGUCCCUGUUUCGAAGCACCUUGGAUACGAUAUCUAGCUAUCUACCCCCUACACUCUCUUGUAUCUUCAUUUUCCCAUUUUUCCUAGGCCGUGGUCUCUGGACAGAGUUGCUCUGUAAUAGUCACUAGCGAUUCAUCGCGAUGUUGCAACAACCGGCUCGAAUUGGUUCAUUCGUUCUCCACUCUCGCAUUCUUUAGUGGCCGACGUGUGCUUCCGCGGUCGCAGUCUCGGCCCACUAGGACAAUUUACGGGUCCAUCUCGCAAGAUAUCUGAUCAAUUAUCAGAUCAGUUAUCAGAUCGAAGGGUCCAAGUCCACCAGACUGGACGACACAGGGACAAGAUGAGCGCCGAACGACAGCCAGCAUGGCUGGGCGCCGACGAGGUGGUCGGCGCAUCCAAUACUCGAAGUGGAAGUACCGGCGAUAUCACGCUGCAAGAAGAGGACAUUGUUCCGGCGGCCGAGGGAGGAGUCAUGGGUUCCAAACAGGUGCAGGAUACAGACGAGGAGACGCCUCUGAUAAGGAAAACGACUUCUACAACACUGCUGGGGGAAGAGUCUGAAGAGCGCGGAGAUUUCGAUGGCUUGCCAUGGUACAAGAAACCAUCCAUAUUCUGGAUGCUUCCUCCAUACCUCCUAUCCACGAUGGCAUUUGGCGGUGUCAUGGUCCCGAAAUUGAACCUCAUCCUUACCCUGAUCUGUCGAGAAUAUUUCGCCGACCAAGCGUUGGCCGACCCUACCUUCACAUACCUCCCGGUCGUCUUUGGAGAAGAGAACGAGCAGUGCCGUGACGCGGGGGUGCAAUCGCGUGUUGCACAAUUCAACCUUGCAGGAACCGUUAUCUCGGGCCUCCUCGCAGCUCUUGUGAGCCCGAAACUGGGCGCACUGUCCGACCGAUACGGGCGGAAGCUGAUCAUCGUGCUCACGAACUUCGGGAUGUUCAGCGGCGAGAUUAUUACUAUAUUUGCCGCCAAAUAUCCCGAUAUCAUCUCCGUAUAUUGGAUUCUAGUUGGGUUCGUCUUCGAUGGAAUGUGCGGCUCGUUCAUCACGUCCAUGGCUCUUGCGCAUUCGUAUGCAACGGACUGUACGCCUCCAUCGAAGCGGAACGUGGCGUUUGGAUACUUCCAUGGCUGCCUUUUCACGGGAAUUGCUAUCGGACCCAUCGUUGCAGGCUACAUCGUCAAGAAGACCGGGACCGUCCUGCCGGUCUUCUACUACGGCAUCGCGGCACACAUUCUCUUCAUCGCCUUACUCGCCUUCGUUAUCCCCGAGUCCCUCAGCAAAUCCCGCCAGCUGCUCGCGCGGGAAAAAUACCGCGUCAAACACCUCGCCUCCGGGCCUCCCUCCUUUCUCUCCUCCCUCCGCCCCGCCAACUUCUUCGAACCCCUCCGCAUCCUCUACCCAACUGGCCCCGGAUCCUCUUCCGCGCUCCGUAGCAACCUCCUCGUGCUUGCCGCCGUUGAUACCCUUGGGUUCGGCGUCGCCAUGGGAGCCUUCCAGAUCAUCGUCAUUUAUAGCAACUUCAUGUUCGGCUGGGACACAUACACGCAGUCCUUGUUCAUCUCCAUCGUCAACACCUGCCGCGUCUUCGGGUUGCUCGUCAUCCUUCCACUGCUCAACGGCUACGGCCGCAGGUGGCUCACGGGCACUACCCACGUGUCGCGGAGUGGUUCGGACACUUUCGAAUUGAACAUCAUCCGUGUGGCGGUCAUGAUUGACACCCUAGGAUUUCUGGGAUACAGCUUUGCCAGGGAUGGGAAGCUGUUCACCCUCAGCGGCAUCGUCGCGAGCUUUGGCGGUAUGGGGGCGCCGACGUUGCAGAGCGUCUUGACGAAGCAUGUCCCACCAGAUAAGACGGGGCAAUUGCUUGGAGCGCUGGGACUGUUGCAUGCUCUGGCAAGAGUGAUCAGUCCGACGAUCUUCAACGGCAUCUAUAGUGCAACGGUGGGGAAGUAUUCUCCAACGGUGUUUAUAUGUCUGACCGCGACGUUCUUUUUGGCGUUCGCGUGCGCUUUAUUCAUCAGACCGAACGUGUAUCUCCCCGAGCAAGAAGAGUAUCAUGAUGACGAUUACAGGGAAAACGACGAGCUUCUGGCUAACUCCUGAACUCAGCGACUAGGUUCUGAGUCUGGAAUAGACAUACUAGAGUAUAUAGGCCAUCUGGGCCACGAACUUCUGACGAUCUUACGCAUGCACUUGGAUUUGUGGACAUCACGGGUGUCUAGCGUUCGUUCAGGGAUGAUUGUAUAUAGUACCUUGAAGCGUUGUUUAUAUCGUACAUUUUAUUAAGCAUUAUGAUUGUGGCAUGAGCUACAUUAUUGCACCAACGACCUAAAAUCAAAUCGUACAGUCCUACAGUCUCCGGUUGAGCUCGAAUCAUCGUUCACGUCCCCCGACCAUUUCGAAACAUCCUCCAACUACGUCUCCUUCCACUCCGUCCUCCCCAACCUGAUAAUAUCACUCUGCCCCAACUCCCACACCCCCUCCUCCCUCUUCCCCUCCACACAAUCCAACCCAGCCC
Messenger RNA from Eremomyces bilateralis CBS 781.70, 2585 nucleotides. Its product is annotated as MFS transporter. The coding region runs from base 407 to 2170 and encodes 587 amino acids. The record is from RefSeq and is a predicted model, not a curated record. The transcript is spliced from 3 exons. Gene Ontology annotation, cellular component: membrane. Gene Ontology annotation, biological process: transmembrane transport. NCBI's taxonomy places the organism in Eukaryota, Fungi, Ascomycota, Dothideomycetes, Eremomycetales, Eremomycetaceae. Gene Ontology annotation, molecular function: transmembrane transporter activity.